AUGCUUCUUUACUCAAUUCUUUUCUUCCUGCUGCAACCCGUUGCCUCUCGAUCCCUCCACGUUCGUGCCUCCGAAGCUUUGACAAAUGCCACCGGCCCGGUGACACCUACCUCCACUUCCUCCAAUCCGAGUGUCUUCUUCAAGAAACAAUAUGAAAACCCGGCGGAGACAUUUUCCGUCUUACUGCUUAUCGGCGGGGACAUUGUCCAAAAAGCGAUUGCUCAGCUAGUAGGCCACCAGCUGCGAGGCUUCUACAUCACACCCACCGCGUUUAGCUUUGGAUGGGUGGCCUACGCUUUCAAUGCACUGAAUUCGGCUCUCAGUGACGGCUCACUCAUGCCUCCCCCAGACAUAGUGUGCCGCAUUAUUCCGUUGAGCAGCCAAGGCGCUCGUGAAAACGAAUCCUGGAUCAUUGGCCGACUGGUGCGCGACCUGGAGAUCAAUAAAUAUCUUAGAAUCCCUGAUGAAGAGGUAGUCGAACCGGGCCAGGACGGCAAGGUAAAAAAGACGAAAAAGAAGUACACCAAGCCUGUUUUCACCUUUUUGACGGCCAAGGAAAACCCAGGUUGUCCAAAAGCUGACAAGGUUUGGUGGAGCUUCGUUGUGUUCCUGCCACUACAGUUGUUGAUCGCUGCAAUCCCUACCAUCCUGCCGCAGCGCAACUGGGGAAUUCUCUUGAUCACGGCGGCAGGGUCUUUGCUCGCGAUCAUCACAGGCUCACUGCCCCAGUGGAUGGAGGAGAAGUACGCCUGUCGAAAAGAUUCAAAGGAUACUUACAUUUUGACUAAAGGAAAUGGCCAUCAGCAUGUCUUUGUUAUAGACAAUGGGCCCACAUUGAUAGAAAAACUCGAGAAUGGCAAGACUAGGAAAAUAGGAACAAGUCUCAACAUGGAAGACUUGGCUAUUCAGUCGCCCCAAUCCACAAGGUUGGCAAGGUUCACACUUGUUGUACUUGCAACUUCUUGGGUGUUUUUCUUGAUCACCGCGGGUGGGAUUGAACAGGAUACUUGGUAUCUCAUGGGGGUAGGCGGGCUCGGCAUGGUGCAUAACGUUUAUGCCGCCAAUGCAGUACGCAGCCCCGCAGCUCAUGGAGUUCCUGUGGCGGAAGAGGACCUUAGAUCCUGCACGCGCAUCAAGGCCAACAGUGGCGAGAACGUCAUGGCGGUUUUGAAAAAUGCAGAGCAGUAUCGGCCUGGUGUUGGUUUAGCAGUGCUGACGACCUUUUUCCCUGGGAGACUCCGAAAGGAUGAGGCGGAUUUAUGGGCAAAUGCCCGACAAACCCUGGAGGAUCGCAGAGAAGCAUUCAAAGCGCGUAAGGCCCUUCCUGAUCCUUGGACACUACCCAAACAAACCGCAAGCGUUACUAUUACCGGUGCACAACAACCCGCGCAGAUUACCCCAGUACAGGCACAGCCACCAGCCUUGCGCCGUAGCUCCACUAUACCGUCUUCUGCCAUCUGA
Messenger RNA from Cladophialophora psammophila CBS 110553, 1461 nucleotides. RefSeq lists its product as uncharacterized. The record is from RefSeq and is a predicted model, not a curated record. NCBI's taxonomy places the organism in Eukaryota, Fungi, Ascomycota, Eurotiomycetes, Chaetothyriales, Herpotrichiellaceae. The coding region runs from base 1 to 1461 and encodes 486 amino acids. The transcript has a single exon.